Sus scrofa (pig) is the source of this 9594-nucleotide messenger RNA. Lineage: Eukaryota; Metazoa; Chordata; Mammalia; Artiodactyla; Suidae. The record is from RefSeq and is a predicted model, not a curated record.
UGAUUCAAGAAGUAAAAUUCUUAUGUUAUACUAGAAGGUUUAAGUAGCUAAUGGUCUAAGCAAUGAGGAUUCGUGCUGAAGAUUUAAGUUCUGUUGUGUAAUACUACAGAUUCUCCUUUGGACAUCAGAGACUUCACGUUGGAGAGAAUGUGAAUGCUUAACUGGACAGUCCAAAGAACUGAUAUGUAGUCCUGAUCUGCCACUAUCUUGGACAGGUCACCUCUUCCACCAGUUUCCAGUGACCUUAUUUGGUAAAUGAGGGAGUUUUGAUUUAGAAGGUUCCAAGAUCCCUAUUAAUCCUAAAAUGCUACAAACCUAUAAAUAAAAUGAAUGCUAGGAAAUCCUUGAUCCUUUACCAUUUUAUAUAUGUUAUCUAGAGGUUCCUAUUCCACAAUCUGGUUUUCCCCAAUGUUUUGAAUCAAAAUUCUCUACCUCUUCAAAUUCCUUUUUUUUCUUCCAUGUCCCUCCUCCACUUCUCUGCAUUGUUACUUUCUCUGAAAUACUCACUGGUUGCUACCAAGUGAUAGAAUAAUUGUAGAAAUCUUAAUGCAAUAGCAUGCUGUUUUAAGUUCUCAGUAGUUGUUAAGCUAAUUAUUUUUUAAAAAUACAACACAUAUAGUCUUUGAGUACAAAGGAUUCAAAUACAUAACUUUGUAUCAUAUUAGCUAUCACAGACAUGAAAAUCUGACAUUAAAAUCUUUGCAAUUCACAACAUAAUUCAAAAUAGUCAAUGAUUGUAGUUAAGGCAGUUUCAUUUAUUUUAUAUACAUUAAGUAAGUCUUAAUAUGUGAUAAAUGUGAUUAGGAAUCAAAAUGAAUAAGAUAGUCUUGUUUUCCAAGGGCUGAGCUAAGAAAUUGGCAUUGGGGUGGGAGAGGAAAGGAGGAGUUCAAGCAACGAGGCAGAGUCUAAGUAGCAUAAUCAGCUAAAUGUGGGUACUUGAGUUUAUUUGGGUAGAUGGGGUGCCAUAAUUACAACCAGGAAAAAAAUUAGCCAGAUUUGUGAGACAUUGUUAAGUCUGUUCUCUAGGCAUUUUGUGAAUCUGGGUAUUGAAGAUUCCUGAUAGGUAGUAGAAUAAGUAGAACGAAAGUAUUCUGGGAGUACUAUCUUUAUUUUUCUUUUUAAGGCUUUUUAUUUCUUUUUUCUCUUUAUGGCUGUACCCACAGCAUAUGGAAGUUCCCAGGCCAGGGGUCGAAUUGGAGAUAUAGCUGUCAGCCUGUGGCACAGCUAUGAAUGACAACAUUGGAUCCUUAAGCCACUGAACCACAAUCAGAACUAUUCUGGGAGCUGUGUUUUAGAAACUGGGGAAACAACAGGCAAGAAAAAAAAAGAAAAAAAUUAGGAAAUGGUGGUGGCACAAAAGGAAGUAAAAGAUUACUGGGAUAGGAAUUAGUUUAUAUUUUCAGAUGCAACAGAGGAUGAAAGUAAGGUAAAUAAAAAUGGCUUUUGUUUUUGGUUAUUGAUGACUUCCAAAUUUUUGUGAAGAGUAAGUUAAAGGUUGAAAAGGAGUAUUUUUAGUGAGAAAGUAUAGAGAUUUAGGAAGAUAACUUGGAGGUUGUCGUUGAGAGAGGGUGUAUAUCAGAUCUUUGGGCUACAAAUGAUAGCCAGUGUAACAGGCUUAUAGGCAAAUAGGGAUUUAUUUUUCUCUAAACAAAUCUGUAGGUGGAUAGCCUUGGUUCAAAGACAAAAUAAUUCAAUACCGUGAAUGCGUCAUGAUUUCCAUGUCACAUGUCUCCCACAGCUUCAGGUAAAAACAUUUGUAUUCAAGGAAGGAAGAAAGGGCAGCACCAGCAACAUCUGUGUCUUUUAUCAGAGAUGGUUUCCCCAGAAGCCCCUCAGAAGACUUUACAUCUCACUCACCCACAGCUGUGUUGCUUGGAGGCCAGGAGCAAAGGAGGCUGAGAAAGGGUAUUUAACUCUUCCAGCCUGUAUCUUGGAGGUAGGCAAAGAAUAUGGGGAUUGAGAAAGGUGUUGAUCUAGCCAAUGGACUAUCUGUCAAGGCUGCAUGAUUUAAAGUAGAUAAAUUGUGCAAGUUCUUCCCUGCAUGGAAGAGUCUGAAGGUAUCGAAAGGGGAUUUAUAACUCAAAGUGAGAAAGAUUUGGGGCAUAGGUAGAGGCUAUUGGGAUCUUUGCCAACAGAAAGCAUCCUUGGGAGAGGCAGGAGUCAAGAAAUGGAGGGUAUCAAAGAUAUCUGUGGGUGGCAGUGGAGGAGGUUCCCACAUGUACUAGAUGUUUGGACCUUGAGCAGUAAAGGAUCUUUAUAGAAAAGGCAAGCACUAAAGGGGAGCGAAACACUCAAUUCACUAUCCAUAGAAACUCAGAUUUUUAAAUAAUGUCCUUACACAGUUUCCUCCUUUCCCUUAAUAUAUUUUUCUGUUCCCCACCUUUUCUCAAGAGAAGUCGAGGGGUAGGAGGAGGCAGAGAGAUAGGUAGAAAAUAAAAAAUGAAGACAGCAGGAAAGUUAAAGGCUCAAAAGGAAGGCAUAGGACAAGGGGAAGAGGAAGAAUAAGGUGUACUUACUGAAGCCUAAGAUGGAUGCAGAAACUCAAAAUUGGUAAAAUAUACUAAACCUUGAAGCAGCAGGAUAAGUGGGUCAGAAAAAUGAAGGUUUCACUACAUUUUCAGGAGAUGUUUUUUGUUUUUUUGAAGCUUCAGGCCCUUGUUAUCAGUUCACAGCCAUCCUUGGCAGUAAGAAAGGACAGACUACCUUUCCUCAGCAGGGGCAGGAGUCCUGGGCAAGGCACAUUACUGUCUCAGUUUUCUUAAUAUUGCAAACUUCAUAGCUUUGUAUUACAUUAAAUACUAUUGUAAAGUGCUUGUAAAAGCACCCAACAUAUAUUUAAUGCUCAGUAAAUACUGUCCCCAUACCUGAAAAUAGAGCAAUUAUCCAAACUCCUGAGCAUGGCAUCAGAACCUGUAAUUAUUAUUUUAGAAUCUUUAGGCUUUCAAAACAAAUCCCUUUUUGGAAUGUUAUAAAAAAGUAGAAGGCUCUUUCUCCCACCACCCUCUCAGGUGGGUUCCCUGUAUUCCCUCUAGCCCCACCACAGCCUGCUCUCUCCAUAACUGAAUAGUGAAUUCUGUCAAAAUUUUUGGCUGUGCCACACUGGGGCAAACCCCUUCAAUGGUUUACCACCACACAGUGAAUCUACACUUUUUGGGAUUGCCUUCCAGUCUCUUUCCCACUCCCUUAUUCACUAUGUUUUCUGUCUUGGCCUUGCUAAGACAUAAUCUCACCAAACAUAUUUCUGGUCAGCGUUUUUUGGUUUGUUUUGGUUUUUUAAAGGGCUGCACUGGGGUCUAUGGAAGUUCCCGGGCUAGUGGUCGAAUGGGAGCUACAGCUGCCGGACUAUACCACAGCUGCAGCAACAGAAGAUCCAAGCUGUGUCUGCAACCUGCACCACAGCUCAUGGCAACUCUGGAUUACUGACCUACUGAGCAUUAGGCCGGGAAUUGAACCUGCAACCUCAAGGAUACUAGUUUUUGCUGUGCCACAAUGGGAACUCCAAGCAUUUUUGUUAUUUUCUCAGCUAUUCACAUGGUUUCCUCCCUCCCUUCAUUAAAAUCUCUUCAAACAUUACCUCUUAAAAGAGAACUCAAGAUGCUCCUGCAAGUAAAUCACCUCACCCUGUCACACUCUCUUAAUGCACCCUCACUGUCAUCAUUAAUAGUUUUUUUACCACCUGUAGUAGAAUUUAACCUUCUUACCAGCAAGGUAACUGUGCUGUUUUUACAGCCUUUAGAAUAGUAACUGACAUAAGUGCUCCAAAAGUGUCCAUAGAAUGACAUUUCUGAUAGAAUUUAUCUUCAAUAAAACGGAAAAUGUCAUAGGGUCACAAAAAUAGUCAUUGACGAUGUUGAGUAAAAAGUGGCCAACAGUUAAAUGUAACUGGCAAGUCUCAGGUUCCCAUUCUUGGUCCCCAUGCUGACAAACCAUUCUGAGCUCCGUGAAAGUAUUCACAGGCAGCUAAACAUCCCCAGUUUGAUAUUUCUAUACUUUAACCUCAUCCUUACCCACCCCGCAAAAUAUUGUCCACAAAAAUAAAUACCUGUUCUCUAAAUACCACCCAGUUUUACAAAGGCACCCUCAGCAUCCAGGCUUCUUUCUGAUUUAGUCACGGAGAACCAAGUUUAUCUUGAUGUUUUUGUUUUUUGUCUUUUUGCUAUUUCUUGGGCCGCUCCCGUGGCAUAUGGAGAUUCCCAGGCUAGGGGUCCGAUCGGAGCUGUAGCCACCGGCCUACACCAGAGCCACAGCAACACCGGAUCGUUAACCCACUAAGCAAGGGCAGGGACCAAACCUGCAACCUCAUGGUUCCUAGUCGGAUUUGUUAAUCACUGUGCCAUAACGGGAACUCCUAUCUUGAUGUUUUUUGCACUGGGUCCUGGGUCCCAUGGCCUCUUACAGGGGAAAAAGUUAAAAUAGUUAUUUUGCCAUCAUUUUGCAAAUGCCUUUCUUCUUGCUUAAUUGCACUUUUCAAAAUGAUUGCCUUCUAGGUAGGUUUGUACUAUGCAACUGGUGUUUACUACUGGGAGAAAACUCCCUAACAAUCUUGCGAGCAUUCUUUCCAGAAAGAAAGUCGCAGUGCAAUAAUCUCAAGGACCACUAGAACCAGUCCUGGGACUGCCAAACGCCAGCUAUGAAGAAGAAUGCAAGCUUGCAUCUACCCUGAACUUUAUUUGUAGCCCUGUUUUCCACUCCCAAGCUAUAAGACCCCUUCCUAUUAGCUCCUGAAGGAGGGCAGUCUUUAGGGCAUUAGGCUGCUGUGGCCUCCUCUGCCUGGUAAAGCAAUAAAAGCUACCGUUUUAUACUUCACCCAGAACUCUGUCUCUGAGUUUCUAUUCGGCACCAGUGGACAGAAGCAACACAGCCACCGCUUUGGUCCCAGUUCCCUCACUGGACCACCAGCUUUCCACCUGCACCUCUGUCUUCUAUCCUGGCACCCUACUCCUGGUAGGAACCACCUCCCGGGCAGUACCGCUAGGGCUAUACUGUUACACUUGGGUUGCCAAGUACAAGGCGGCAGCCCCACUUCCCUCUCAAGUCAUCUCUGCGGGGUCCUCUAUCAGGAAUGCGCCUUUAUAGCUUGUCCCUUCCGACUCCACCCUUGGGGCCGUCCCAGAUGCACUCUCCUCACCCGAAUGAGUACAGUUAUCCCAGACUGACCUUCCUAAUCCCAUCAUCAAUUUUUCCGGAGUCUAUCUUCCUUAAUCUCACCAAAAUGCAACGAAAAUAGCCCUGGCAGUUAGCUCAAGGGGGUUUAGAUGUCUCCAGAACCCUGACGCCCCUGCCAACGCCCGUGCCCAGGCCCCUGGGAAAUGUAGUUUCAACACGGAAUCGCCCUUGGCCUGGGGCGGUUGAAAGGCGGGGCUCCCUCUACGCAGACGCGCAGUAUCACUUUCGCCGCUCCACGGCUCGCUUGCCGCAGAUUUGCCCUCUGGGAAAUGGAGUCUGUGAAGCGGAAGCGCUCUGCUCGCCGACCUGCAGGAUCCGGCUCUGCGGGUCCCUGGGCAACGCGCAAGCGCAGUUCCAAUCCCGGCUGCAGACUCCAGCUUAUUGUGUUCUGCCUGCACUGUGGCGGUUGCCCUCGCUCGCCCCGCGUAGAAGCUCCUGGAAGGGCAACCCAGUGGAUACUAGGCACAGUGGCCAAAGCCGCAUCGGGAGAGUGGGAGCGGCCUUGGGGAGGUCGAGCCCGGUGGGAAGGGCGGAUGAAAACCGAAUAGGUCCCGGUCGUGGUCCGUUCUGGAGGACGCUGAUCUGAUGUCCCAAACUUCCCGGGAUGUAUUGCUAAGCCCUCUCCUCAUGAACAGGUGUUAGAAGUUUCAAGUCUGAGGAUUUACGCUCUGUUGUCCCUAAAAGGGCUCAUCAGAGAAGAAGGAAUGGCAGUCAGGUGCCUGCCAACCAUGGUCCAGGAAUCGGUGACCUUCAAGGAUGUGGCCGUGCUUUUCACCCAGGAUGAGUGGGCACAGCUGAGCCCAGCUCAGAGGGCCCUGUACAGGGAUGUGAUGCUGGAGAACUACAGUCACCUGGUGUCCCUGGGACUCUUAGGACCCAAACCGGAUAUGUUUUCCCAGCUGGGAAAAGGGGAAGAAUGGAUGCUGGAGGACUCCUUGGGAGGCUUCUGUCUUGACUGGAUGACUAUGCCUGUGAGUAAGAAAUCUACUCUAAAGGCAAGUAUUCCUGAAGGAGAAUUGGGUCAGCAGGCAAUAAUGGAAAGAUUCACUAGAGAUAGUCACUGGAAAUUUGAUAGCCUGUGGAAGUGGCAACAUGAAGGUCAGGAGCUAAAGUUGCAGCAGGUGGUACUCCCUCACCAGAAAACCUCAUCUGGGACUAGUGGCCAGGAAUACGAUGAAUCUGGGAAGCAUUGCACCAUGGGCUCAACUUUUAUUCAAAAUCAGGGAUCUCAAUCUAGCAAGAAAGCCUUUGUAUGUAGUGAGUGUGGAAAGGUCUUCACUAAGAGUUCAGCUCUCAAUAAACAUCAGAAGACUCAUACUGAAAAACUUAAUGCAAAUCAGAAAACUCUUAUUAAAGAGAAACGAUAUGAAUGUAGAGAAUGUGGGAAAGCCUUUCACCAGAGCACACACCUUAUCCAUCACCAAAGAAUUCACACGGGUGAGAAGCCAUAUGAGUGUAAGGAAUGUGGCAAAGCCUUCUCAGUGAGCUCCUCACUUACUUAUCACCAGAAAAUUCAUACUGGAGAGAAACCUUUUGAAUGCAAGUUAUGUGGAAAAGCUUUUAUCCGAAACAUCCACCUUGCCCACCAUCACAGAAUACAUACUGGAGAGAAACCAUUUCAAUGUAACAUAUGUGACAAAGCCUUUGUGUGCAGGGCACAUCUUACCAAACACCAGAAUAUUCACAGUGGAGAGAAACCCUACAAAUGUAAUGAAUGUGGGAAGGCCUUCAAUCAGAGUACAAGUUUUCUUCAGCAUCAAAGAAUUCACACUGGAGAGAAGCCUUUUGAAUGUAAUGAAUGUGGAAAAGCCUUCAGGGUGAACUCUUCCCUUACUGAACAUCAAAGGAUUCACACUGGAGAGAAACCUUAUAAGUGUAGUGAAUGUGGGAAAGCCUUCAGGGAUAAUUCAUCCUUUGCUCGACAUCGGAAAAUUCAUACCGGAGAGAAACCUUACAGAUGUGGUUUGUGUGAGAAAGCCUUCCGGGAUCAAUCAGCCCUAGCUCAGCAUCAGAGAAUUCAUACUGGGGAGAAACCUUAUACAUGUAACAUAUGUGAGAAAGCCUUCAGUGACCAUUCAGCCCUCACUCAACACAAGAGAAUUCAUACUAGAGAAAAGCCAUACAAAUGUAAGAUUUGUGAGAAAGCCUUCAUCCGAAGCACACACCUAACACAACAUCAGAGGAUUCACACAGGAGAGAAACCCUAUAAAUGUAAUAAAUGUGGGAAAGCUUUCAACCAGACUGCAAAUCUCAUUCAGCAUCAGAGACAUCAUAUUGGAGAAAAGUGAUAUGGAAGAGCUUUGAGCCUGAGUGUAUUAAGUAUUGAAUGUCAGAGAAUCCAUUCUUGAGUAUAACCAUGAAGGCUAACAUGAAGAUAGUCAUUUUAUGUACUGAGAGUCAAGUUUCACAAGAGUUUGGAUUUUGAGAACUUAAGAAUGGACAAUCCUCAUAGUUCAGAACUGCCUCACUGGAAUAGCAGUCAUGUUCAAGUAGUCUGAAUUACCACGUAUCAACCAAAAUGGACCUUCAGCAACAACACAGAAAUUCAUUGACUAUUAAGAGAAAUUAUAAAGCUAUAAAAAAUUAAGGUUGAGAAGCAAAGGAAUAGAAAAGUAAGAAAAUGGUCCCUUAGCAUUUUACUGUACUUGAUUGCCUCAUAUAAGAGGGUCUCUUACCUUUAAUGGCACCCUUUGUUUUCCUCGCUGCCAUUGCUGACACCCAGUGUAAAGAAAAUGCAGUCACCCAUGCAUUGGCCCAGGAGUUACUUAAAUUAUGCUUCCUACCUUCUGCUUUAAACAUGUUUCCGUCAGAUCUCCCUGGUCUGUGUCCCCUAGCUUUUUACCUGUAUUCUCCUGGGACAAUUCAUUUGGAUGUCAUGUCCCUCAUUUGAUUUAGCAACUCUUAACUGGUACAUUGUGUCACUGUUGCCACUGCAUUUGCCCUUGAAGACUGUGGUGAGCCAACCUCACACACAAUCCAUGAUUCUGGAUAUUAUACCAAAUCCAGCUUUCAGAACUUAAGAGACAUCUGUCUGGGUGGCAGAGGUUGAUCAAAAUUCCUGAGUUACCCAGUUCCUCUGGGCUUCAGCUUGACCCUGACCCAGGGUGAUACCUAACAUAGGGGCCUAGUCUGCUCCUUUUGCCUGGACUCUAGGAAAAGAUGGGAGCCUGAGAGGCAGAACCACCCCACCCCAGUUGUUCUGCACUGUAGUCACUCUGCCCACAGCAGUCAGGGCUCACCUUUGGGUAUGACACCCCAACCACCCAGGGGUGUUCUGGGCCACCUCCACCUCCGCCAUCAGUUCCUGAUGUGAAACUGACAAGGGAGGUUAGAGCCCUAAGGGAGUUGUCAAAAGACUGGGACCCCUCUUUUUGCCUUGGCUGGGCAGUCUCUGAUUCCAUUGCAUUAGAGCACUUCUGUUACUCUCAGAAUAUUGAACUGCUGCAUACUGGUCCUUGCUCUGCUUUUGUCCAUUUUUCUGAAGGCAUAGGUGUGUGUUCACAGGAAACACAGAGAUCUUUGAAUUUCUGCUUUUGCAUUUAGAAGUGGCCAUUUCCUUUCCUUCAUCUGGGUGUACCACCACUUACAUUCUGACAGUGGUGAUCAAUGUGUUGAAUAAUUCUGUGGAGUUACAACAGCACUGUGAUAUUCUCUGACGGGGAUGGUAUCCAUGCCUGGAAGUCUGGGUGAUACUCUAGUCCUGCAGAUGUGUUCCUUCACCAUUUUUAAUCCUUCAGUGCUGUAGGUAGAAAUCACAGAUGAAAACACAUCUAUAUAGGGAAUUUCUAUGUGGUUCAGUGGGUUAAAGAUCUGGCAUUGUCACUGUUGUGGCUUGGGUCACUGCUGUAGUUCAGGGUCAGACCCUGGCUCAGGAACUUCCACAUGCUGCAGAUGUGGCCAAAAAAAAAAAAAAAAAAUCACUUCUGUGUGCUAUCACACCCAGCCUCUGGUGACACCUCCCCUUCCCCACCACAAAAAGCAGGGAGUCACACUACUGCAUGCUGGAACAUACCACAGCGUUAAGAUGGAAGAGCAAGCCAGCUAUCAUCUGGAAAGCAAUGAACAUCCAUCAGGUCGGGCAGCCUGGUGGCCCCCACGAAUGCUGCUCCUCGGCACCAAGUUGCUGGAGAGGAUAUUCAAUGACAUGGUGGAGUCAGUGGAUUUCAGGUGGAACAUAGACAUGAAAGCUUCUAGCAGCUUUAAAGGCCCAGGUUGCUAUAUUCAGAUUCCAUCUAAUAAAGGCCACCUGUGUGGGUGGGCAUCUCCUGUUAGGUGAUCAGCAACUCAUCCUUUUUCCCCUAUUAACCUGAAGAACAGCAUUUCAAGAGGUUACCUGGGACUCUCUGUGCCCUGGGCCCACACAUGUUCGCCUGCACCCUCAUGUGGCUGGCAACCCCGGAUUCCACAAUAAACUUGAAAAACUGCUCA